Messenger RNA from Sarcophilus harrisii (Tasmanian devil), 2618 nucleotides. RefSeq names its product distal membrane arm assembly complex 2 like (gene DMAC2L). Bases 113 to 748 code for a protein of 211 amino acids. The record is from RefSeq and is a predicted model, not a curated record. Lineage: Eukaryota; Metazoa; Chordata; Mammalia; Dasyuromorphia; Dasyuridae. The transcript has 5 exons.
AUCCCGCUUCCGCCCCUUCCUGUACAAGCCUGUUCCCGGUAGCCAAUGAACAGGCGCGACUGAGGCAGGCGCAGUACCGGGAAGGACGCUUCCCUCCGAUCCUCCAGAUUUCAUGAUGUUACUUGGAAAAUUUACACAGCCAUUACAAAGCUUAAAGAAAUUUCCAUGCUUCUGUGGUAACAGACACUUCUGGGGGUGGUUGAAUGCAGUGUUUAACAAAGUAGAUCAUGAACGAAUUAAGGCUGUUGGUCCAGACAGGGCAGCGUCUGAAUGGCUCUUGCGUUGUGGAGCAUUGGUACAAUACCAUGGUCAAGAAAAAUGGCAAAAGGACUACAACAAUCUUCCAACUGGUCCUCUAAACAAAUAUAAGAUAAAAGCAAUUGAUGCCACUGACUCUUGUAUCAUGAACAUUGGAUUUGACUACCUAGAGGGCCUAGAACAUGUGGAAAAAAUAAAACUGUGCAAAUGUCAUUAUAUUGAAGAUGAGUGUUUGCAGAAGCUGAGUCAAUUAAAAAACUUACAGAAAAGUGUUUUAGAGAUGGAAAUCAUUUCCUGUGGGAAUGUCACCGAAAGGGGCAUUAUUGCAUUGCAUCAUUUAAGAAACCUUGAGUAUUUGCUGUUACAAGACCUUCCGGGAAUAACAAACCUAGAAAAUGUUACUCAGAUCUUUCGGAAUUCAUUACCUUCUCUAAAAUUAAAAUCAGACCUACCAGAAAAAACAAACAAACAAACAAACAAAAAACAUUAAUAGUAGCUGGUACUUUAACAAUUCGUUUGAAUAGACUGAACAAAAGCAUAUGAGAAGAACUCUUAUCUUUUGAAACGGCUGCUUCAGAGAAGGGUAGAAUUCACAAGUUAGAUACAAGUCAUUACCAGAAAAUAUUGAUUUAUUUUAUGAAUAUUUAGUGCUGCAAAAUGGAUGCCAAGUCUAUUCUAUACAGAAAUUCAAAACACUUAGUAAGGUUAUUGAUUUGAAAAUGAGAAUUUAUGUUCAUAAAAUUAUUUUACUUGAGAAAAAUGAAGUACAUCACUUGCAUACUAAUAUAUUUUUCAAAGAAGCUAUUAAAAUGUUCAUAAUAUAAUUAAAAUAUAUAGUGUAGAUAUUCCUUAAUUUACAUUUCAAUCAUUUGAAUUUUAUUAUAACAACUUGCUAUUGAAUUUUAUGUAAAUUCCACACUUGAUUUUUAAUUGUUGCUAUAAAUUUCUCCAAACUAAGUGGGAAGGUAAGGUAAUUGAAAAAUGUACAAUCUGCUGUUUUGCUUUGCAUACAUUUUAUAUCUAUUAAUUUAUUGUUAACUCAGGAUUUUCUUUAAGAAAUAUGUACCUAAAUAGCCAAAAAUUCAAAUAUUUUGAAAUAAAAAGUUAACUAUCAUGAAAUUAAGGAUUAUAAGAGUAACAUUCUAUUAAGGUUUCUAGAUUUAUGGGAUUACCUUUAUGUAGAGGAAAUUUUAAUAUGUAGGUUUGAAAUCUUAUUUUUUUCUCCUUGUUUUUUCCCACUCUUCCUCUUUAAUUGAAAUUACUAAAAGAAGAAUUAAGCCCAAACAAUUCAAUAGAUCUAGAAAACAUGAGUGAAGAAUGAUUAUAACAUUAUGACAAUUUCUUAAAUAAGUAAUUGACCUCAGUGUUUAGUUGUAGUUUGCUUAGUGUCUAAUUCUGAAUUUAGUUGAUAAGUUUUAUUUAACUUGUGUAGUACCUUUUUUUUGCAUCAUAAUAUGUAUGGGACAUUUUAAAACUAUAAACUUUUAUCUUACCAUGAUUCAAGAGAGAAACUGGGGAAAUUUAUGAACUUCAUCUCUAUGUUCUAAUAAUGUAAAAAAAUUUUUUUUUGCUUUAAAUUUUAUCUAGUUCAUGUCAAAACAGACCAUCAACUGAUAAUUAUUUUUAAAACACAGGUUAGUAAGGACUUGCCUUGAGGGUGUGAUUCAUUUUCUCCACCUUCCUAGAAGACUGAGGUCUCCAGGCAAAGUGGGGGUUGUAAGUGAUUUUAAGUGCUUCAGCCAUAUUUUGAGUUCCCUGAGAAGUGAAGGCUGGACCAUUGUCACUCUGCAAGGAGUUGCGCAGGCCAAAGGGAGGUAUGAGCUCUUAGCAAACACUGAUAUCUCUUAAGUUUUUUCAGUCCUGCAGAGAAAAGCUUCUACCCAAUUAGUAAAGGUGUCAACAAAGACCAAAAGCAAUUUGAAAAUUCUGCAAGGCUAUUUGUCAAUCUUUCCCUGGGUAUAUGCCCCUUCUCAGGAGAGGGGGAGGUUUAACAGCUCCUUUAGGAUUUACUUGGCCACAAACUGGGCAGGUCUGAAUGUUUCUCCCAACCUGUGUCCAAUAAUACACAUUUCACAAGGGAUUCAAGAGCAUUUCUUCCCAAGUGAGUAGUUGGAUGAAGACUAAAAACAAAUUUCUACUGACUUGCCUCUGGGAUUAAAUGUUGGCUUGAGGGUGUUUUAAAUCAGCCAGAAGGAGAAAGGGUUGUAUCCCCUUUCUUCUGCAAGGGCCUGUUCCUGUGAGUUACAUGAAGCCGUGUAAGAAUCAGGGAGCUGCCAAGUCAUUAUUAAUCAGAGAAAUGCAAAUUAAGACAACUCUAAGAUACCACUACACACCUGUCAGAUUGGCUAAAAUGACAGGAA